AUGGAAAAUCAUGAUGCAAAUGCUGUAAAAGGCUGCAAUAUUUGUAAUCUAACACGUGCUAUUAGGUGCAUACCAAUUACAAAGAGUAAAACAUGAGUGAUGAUGUGAUGCCCUUUUUGUGGGGGCAUGCUUCCUUUAAAUAUCUACCAUUUCUUCCUUUCACAGAAUUCAUCCCAUUCCUAAUUCUAAUUUUUUUCUACUCUAUUCAAUUUCAAUUUCUCUCUGUGUUUCCCCUCUCAUCACCAUGCUUCCAAAGUUCAUCAUUAGCCCCUUCAGGGUGGAAUCCCAAGAAGGGAAGCAUGUGAACAAGAGAAGAAAGCAUGUGAUAUCAUUUGAGAGUACCAACAUGGAUGUUGGUUUGAGACUUCUCCCUCAAAUUACAAGCUCAAAUAGCACAUCAAAUGUCCUCUUGAAAUCUGCAGUGAGAAAGGCAAACCAACAAUCCAUCCCUCAAGACUUUUGCUUCCUUAAAACUUGCAAUCUAUGCAAUAAGCAACUCAGUCCAGACAAAGAUAUUUACAUGUACAGAGCAAAGACUGUCAAUGCAGCAACAACGCAAAACAAAAAGAGGGGAAAGAUUGAGAUCAAAGAAGUUGAGCAGAGAAACCGGCGUUACGUGACUUUCUCCAAACGCAAACUAGGGUUAUUCAACAAACUCACCGAGCUCUCUGUUCUCUGCCAAGUAGAGACCGCUGUGAUCAUCACCUCCCAAAACGGGAAGCUCUAUUCCUGCGGCUACCCCGACCCCGACGCCGUCGUUCGGCGCUACCUCACCGGAGGGCCUCCGCUGCGGCGCAACCGUGCAAACAAGAGGGAGCAGCAAGAGUUCGUUGAGCAGCAAAGGCUGGAAUACGAGGCUGUUCAGAAUCAGUUGAAAGAAGAGAAAAAGCGUCUGCAAGAAAUCAAAGGGACGCAAAAUAAUAAUGGUUUCUGCUUUGCGGCCCCUUGGUGGAAUCUCCCCACCGAGGGUAUGGGUUUGGAAGAUCUUGAACAGUUCAAGACUUCUUUGGAACGUUUGAAGUUUAACCUAGUUGGGGCGCUGCAAGAGAAGCAGAUGAAUUCGGUCCCAUCAAUGCCACAUGCUGCUAUGCUUCCACCAAUGCCAUCUACUGUGGUUCCACCAGUGCCACAUGCUGCUAUGGUUCCACCAAUGUCAUCUACUAUGGUUCCACCAGUGCCACAUGCUGCUAUGGUUCCACCAAUGAUGCCACCACAGUUUCAAAACAUGUCGCUCUUGAGGGCUCAACGUUUAAGUGGAAAUCAAGUUCAAGAUGAUUAUUGGAGGAGUGCUGCUAUAGCUAGUACUGCUUCGACGUUUGCUUCAAAUGUUUUUGGAAGCCUGAAAAAUUAUGGGUAUACUACUUAAAACUUUAUUGAAUAAGUGAUAUGAAUUGAUGAGUGUUAAUUGGAUCGAUGCUUAAUUAGUUAUAAUGGAGGGAUGUUAGCUAGUUUCAAUUAGUAUAGCUAGGUAUUUGUUUUUCUUAAUUGUUUGAUGUUUCCAUUACAUGGUUUAAUUAAAAAUAUAUAAUGUUUUCCUUUUGUUUUGUAAAGAUUUAGAAAAGGAUAGCAUACAAUCUUCUUGUAUUCAUGCACUCGAAUCUGCUUGGAGUAUGCGAA
Glycine soja is the source of this 1617-nucleotide messenger RNA. RefSeq names its product agamous-like MADS-box protein AGL28. Gene Ontology annotation, biological process: regulation of transcription by RNA polymerase II. Bases 245 to 1366 code for a protein of 373 amino acids. Lineage: Eukaryota; Viridiplantae; Streptophyta; Magnoliopsida; Fabales; Fabaceae. The transcript has 2 exons. Gene Ontology annotation, molecular function: DNA-binding transcription factor activity, RNA polymerase II-specific; protein dimerization activity; RNA polymerase II cis-regulatory region sequence-specific DNA binding. The record is from RefSeq and is a predicted model, not a curated record.